This is a messenger RNA of Triticum dicoccoides, 1104 nucleotides long. RefSeq lists its product as uncharacterized. Lineage: Eukaryota; Viridiplantae; Streptophyta; Magnoliopsida; Poales; Poaceae. The coding region runs from base 263 to 712 and encodes 149 amino acids. The transcript has 4 exons. The record is from RefSeq and is a predicted model, not a curated record.
UUCGGUAGCCAGCGAACGAAGAGAGCGCCUCCCUCCCAAGAGAGGUCUUCUUUCCGAGCGCGACUGCUUCCUAGCCGCCGCCACUACUGCCGGCCCUCCGCCGCGGCGCGCCCAGCCGGCCGAAGCCUACGCGCUGCCACGCCGCCGGUAUAGGAUCCCAGCAGCGCCUCCCUCCCUGGAGCAGCCGCCGCUCCCACACAUCAACGCCGCCGCCCAGUGCAUAGGCAGGCCACACUAGGUUCAAGAGAAAGCAGAAUCAGGGAUGGUGGCACUUCGAUAUGCGGCGAGGACACUUGGUCGGUUCGCGCUCCGAAGACCACAGGGGUUCGGCAUCUCAUCGACUGCAGCGGAGGAUCAACAGCGGUUCCUGCCACGGCUCAUCAACACAAAUGGCCUCACAGCUGAGCAACAAAAAGAUGUUGCAAGCCGCCUAGUGCAAAUCGAUGGGAAGAAAGAGGAGCUGUACAAUAUGAUUUCUGGCCUUGAAAGGAGCUACAACGUUAGUGGCAAGAUAGUCCGGCAAAAUGGUCAGCUGGCGCGUCAUCUUGCUGUACUCAAUGACCCUUACUGGCGUUUGCAUUCAAGAUCACAAAGAAUUAUGGACUGCAUACAUUUUAUGGGGGGCUGUUGUUUAGGCCCUGUGAUUGUGAGUGGUUUUGCCUGGUGGAUGACAGAGGCACAUGCAGAAGAAAAAGAUGACAGUCUUGGAUGAACAAGCAAAAACAGUGAAGUACUCCCUCUGUUUCUUUUUUACUCCGCAUAUUAGGUUUGUCUUAAGUCAAACUUAGUAAAGUUGGACCAAAUUUAUUUUAAAAACUAUCUGCAUCUACAAUAUCAAAUAGAUACAAUAUGAAAAUAUACUCGAUGAUAUAAUUGUAUUUAUUUGAUACUGUGAAUGUUGGUAUUUUUAGUAUAAACUUGGUCAAACUUUUGAAGGUUUGACUUAAGACAAACCUAAUGUGCGGAGUAAAAAUAAACAGAGGGAGUAUGUCUUAUCUGACGGAGGAGUAAAGGUUCAAACUUCGGAAUUGUAUAUGAAUGCUGACACUUGUAUGCACCUAUUAAUGGAUGAUUACUUUGAUGAUCUAUCACUAAGUUAUUUUA